Aspergillus luchuensis is the source of this 1275-nucleotide messenger RNA. RefSeq names its product putative MFS monocarboxylate transporter (Mct). Gene Ontology annotation, cellular component: fungal-type vacuole membrane. Gene Ontology annotation, molecular function: transmembrane transporter activity. NCBI's taxonomy places the organism in Eukaryota, Fungi, Ascomycota, Eurotiomycetes, Eurotiales, Aspergillaceae. Bases 1 to 1275 code for a protein of 424 amino acids. The record is from RefSeq and is a predicted model, not a curated record. Gene Ontology annotation, biological process: transmembrane transport. The transcript is spliced from 4 exons.
AUGGACACACAAGACGGUACCGACGAGAAGGAACGCCAGGAUACAGGCCCUUCACAGACAAAGUCGAAUGACUUCCCAGACGGCGGUCUCCGUGCAUGGCUCGUAGUAGUCGGAGCGUUCUUUGGACUAUUCACGAGCUUCGGCUGGACAAACUGCGUGGGCAUUUUCCAGGCAUACUAUCAAACCCACCAGCUGCGGACCUUGUCGGCAAGCACAGUGUCGUGGAUUCCUGCCAUAUCUAUGUUCAUGAUGUUCAUUACGGGCCCCUUUGUUGGCCGGCUAUUUGAUGCAUACGGACCCCGAUGGCUUCUCCUCACAGGAUCCCUGCUACACGUAUUCGGACUAAUGAUGGCUUCGCUGUCCUCGCAAUACUACCAGUUCAUUCUUUCCCAAUCGAUCUGCAGCCCCCUUGGCGCAAGCAUGGUUCUCUACUCCUCGUUCAAUUGCGUGGCGACCUGGUUUCGCCAAAAGCGCGCUCUGGCAAUGGGCAUUACCGCGAGCGGCUCAAGCCUAGGUGGCGUUAUCAUGCCGAUCUUGGUUGAUCACAUCAUCACGCGACAUGGUUUUGGUUGGGCGAUGCGUAUAUGCGCCUUCUUGAUGCUGGGAUUGCUGGCCGUGACGAAUUUGACUGUUCGCUCGCGUUUGCGGCCGAAGCCCACGGCUUUGACUUUGACUAGUUACUUCAAGGGGUUUACUGAUGUGCCCUUCGUCCUGGUGACAAUGGCGAGCUUCUUAUAUUCGAUGGGGAUGUUUAUUCCUAUUACCUACAUGGUCACAUACGGCGAGCAUGUGGAGAUGAGUACGGGUCUCGCCGGGUAUCUAGUCUCGAUAUUCAAUGCUGCAAGUGGCAUCGGCCGAAUCCUACCAGGUUACGCCGCAGACAAACUCGGCAACUUCAACAUCUCAAUCUGCGCAGCGGGCCUGUCGACAAUCUUCGUCCUCGGGCUAUGGCUCCCCGGCCACUCCAACGCAACGGCCAUCGUGUUCGCUGCAGCGUUUGGAUUUAGCUCGGGCACAUACACGGCACUCAGCCCAGCCUUGGUCGCCCAGAUCUCGAAUAUCCAUGAGAUUGGCACACGGUCAGGAGCGCUGUAUGCUUUCAUGUCAAUCUCGGCCCUUGUAGGCAGCCCUAUCGGUGGUUCCUUGAUUGCGGCGGGGGAUGGCGAGUACUGGAAGUUGCAGGUCUUCACCGGUGUGAUGCUUGCGGGCGGGACGUUGUUCUAUGCUCUGGCUCGCCUUUACCUGUCCAAGGGGAAGAUUUGGGCGAAAGUAUGA